AUGGCGAAGAAAGCCAAAUCCCGCACCAUCGCCGUGCGCCUCGUCUCCAUGGCCCUGACCGGGUACUACAAGACCCUCGUCCGGCCGCGCACCCACCGGCCGCUGAGCAUGCUCAAGUAUGAUCCUGUCGUGAUGCAGAGCUUCGACAUGCGAAAAAGACUAUUACUACGUGGCAAAAUUGUCGAAUGUGAUGAGUGGUGCAUCAUUGGUCGGGUCGGGAUCCGAAGCCGAAGCCGAAGCCAGACUUUGUAUUAUACUCGGGAGUUGUAUUAUGAGAAGUCAUUGCAGGCGUUUCGGGAGAUGCAUCACUUGGACUGGAAGUCUGGGAUGUACAAUUAUGAUUCAGCAAAUCUCUAUAAAUCUAGCGAGUACAAUCACAGCAAUUGGUGA
Messenger RNA from Drepanopeziza brunnea f. sp. 'multigermtubi' MB_m1, 390 nucleotides. Lineage: Eukaryota; Fungi; Ascomycota; Leotiomycetes; Helotiales; Drepanopezizaceae. The record is from RefSeq and is a predicted model, not a curated record.